This is a messenger RNA of Anneissia japonica, 2521 nucleotides long. Its product is annotated as putative RNA-binding protein Luc7-like 2. Gene Ontology annotation, cellular component: U1 snRNP; U2-type prespliceosome. The record is from RefSeq and is a predicted model, not a curated record. Lineage: Eukaryota; Metazoa; Echinodermata; Crinoidea; Comatulida; Comatulidae. Gene Ontology annotation, biological process: mRNA splice site recognition. Gene Ontology annotation, molecular function: mRNA binding.
UUCGACUCGUCGAUUAAAAUCGUCAUCGCUUCAACGGUGUCGCCAUCUUGAUUUUUUAGGCUUGUUGAGACUAACACUCUGGUCUAUCAUUUUGUAUCGUUUUUAAGAGGUUUUACUAAGCAUAGGCCUAUAUACCACAAAUAUGUCAGCUCAAGAGCAAAUGCGGAAAAUGCUCGAUGAGCUAAUGGGAACCUCAAGAAAUGGUGAGGUUGGUAAAGACAGAGUUAGAUUUGAAGACCCAAAAGUUUGUCGUUCCUUUCUACUCAACUGUUGCCCACAUGAUAUUUUGUCAAGUACAAGAAUGGAUCUUGGAGAUUGUUCAAAAGUUCAUGACCUUGCAUUGAGAGCUGAUUAUGAAGCUGCAUCUAAGGACAAGGACUAUGGCUACGACAUUGAUGCUGAUAAAGUACAUGAACUGGCUGAAUCAAUUGGCAAAAAAGUUAUGGAAGCAGAGAAACUUGGAGCUGAGGGCAAUGUAGAAGAAUCAAUGAAGAUGAUGCAGGAGGUUGAAGAAAUAAGAAAGAAGAAAAGUGAAGCAGAGGAAGAAUACCGUCAAUCCAUGCCAGCAUCAACCUACCAGCAACAGAAACUACGUGUGUGUGAAGUAUGUUCAGCAUACUUGGGUCUUCAAGAUAAUGACAGGCGUCUAGCUGAUCACUUUGGUGGCAAAUUGCACCUGGGUUUCAUUGAAAUUCGUGAAAAACUUGCAGCUUUAAAGAAACUUGUUGCUGCUAAGAAGGAAUCUAGAGAAGCAGAAAGAGCAAAGAGACGCGAAGAGCGAGAGAAAGAAAGGGAUAAGGAGUUGCAACAUAGAAAGAGGAGAUCACGGUCUCGAAGUAGAAGAUCUCGCUCCCGAGACAGACGUCGCAGAUCAAAAUCUCGUGAAAAAAGCAGACGUUCACGUGAACGCCACAGAAGAUCACGAUCACGUUCAAGGGAUAGACGUAGACGGUCGCGUUCCAGAGAAAGAGCUAGUCGCAGACGUUCCCGUUCCAGAAGUUACGAAAGAAGAUCACGUUCGCGUGACAAACGCUCUUGUGACCGCAGAUCUCGAGAAAAAAGUAGUAGAAGGUCAAACGAUAGGGAAGACAGAAAUGGAGACAGAAGAAGUGUCAGUGUGGAUUGAUAGCAGCAAUAAGUGAUUUUAUGCUAUCUAUUCUGUAGUCCUGUUUUUUACAAAAAAAAAAAUAUUCUUUGCAAAGAUUAAAGUAUUGUGUACAUAGUAGGAUUGAUGGCAUUUUAAUGUUAUAGGCAUGAAGGCAACAUUAUUGUUAAUCCUAAUGUUUCACAGGGAUGAUGGCAACAUAUUGUUAACCUUUAAUGUUUCUUAGGGAUAAGGCAACAUUGUUGUUAAUGCUUCAGUGGGAUAAUGACAACAUUAUUAUUAACCUUAAUGUUUCAUGGGGAUAAUGGCAUAUUGUUUAACUUUAAUGUCUCAAAGGCAUGUUGGACAUUAUUGUUAGCCUUAAUGUUUCAUGGGGAUGAUGGCAACAUUGUUGUUAACCUUAAUGCCUUAUAGGAAUGAUGGCAAGUUUAAUUUUGUGUAUGUAAAAUUUCCCUAGGAAUGUUGGCAACAUCGUUAUUGUUAAUUUUUUAUAGGAAUGAUUGCAAUGUCUCAUUUAUACUUUUUAAGAAAUAUAGUAACAUCAGUUUUGUUAAUUUAAUAUUUCUUCAAUCUUCACAUUAGUUUAUGCUUUUCAUGCAAUCAAAACACUUUCGAUUAAUACUGUUAAUGCUUCUUAGGACUGCAUGCAACAUUGAUGUUGUUCCCUUAAUGUUUUGUAGGAUUGAAGAUAAGUUAAAGUGCCCUUUAAUAUUUGUAAGAACUGAUAUCAACCUUAAAUAAUGUGUAAUUUUAAUGCCUAUGAUUGUACUAAAGUAAUAUUAGAUAAUGUUUAGAUAUUGCAAUUCUGACAAACUUUUUCAAGUUGGUUGCUUUAUGUAAAUCAAUUCAACAGCUAUAUCAAGUAAAUAUUGUAGUAUUAUGGCAGCAAUUUUUUAUUUAGCAUGCUAACUACAGCAUAGUAUGUCUGGUAUGAAUUACAUUUUAGUUUGUAUACAGUAAUGCAUUCUCUUUUGAUUUAUUAAAUCCUAAUAUUAGAGUAUAUAAUCAAUAACAAUGUUGUAUAUAAUUGUUUGUGCAGAUGAUUUUUUCAAUUCCCAAAUACUGUAACUUAAAAUGAUCAUCAGCAUUGGCGGUGUGGUAAUACUGUGCAUUUGAACGUCAUUGUAAUGUGAUAAACAUCUCAGUGGUGUGGUAAUAAUGUGCAUGCAUUUGAAUGUCAUUGUAAUGUGAUAAACAUCUUGGCGGUGUGGCAGUACUGUGCACGCAUGUGAAUGUCAUUGUAAUGUGAUAAACAUCUUGGCAGUGUGUUAUACUGUGCACGCAUUUGAAUGUCUGUGGCAGGUCUUGUAAUUGAGUCAGCGUGUAUAUACAGUAUAUUUCAUGAUACUUUUAUGAUGACUUUGUGAUGAUAGUUUGAAGAUUUUCUUUGAUAUUAAACAUACAAUUAUUACUGUA